Messenger RNA from Porites evermanni, 2269 nucleotides. Lineage: Eukaryota; Metazoa; Cnidaria; Anthozoa; Scleractinia; Poritidae. The record is from the annotation of a GenBank genome assembly.
AUGGGUUGUAAUCAGAGCAAAAUGAGAUUUUCACAAGUAUUUAAGAGGCAGAGGGUAAGCGCAACUUAGCGGUUGAUGAACUUUUUGUAAUAAAUGAAAAAAAUGCCAAUUUUAUGCAUCUUUCGCUGUGGUUUUCGAGAGUGCGUAGUGAAGCCGUUGAAAACAUACGUCGUCAGCCUUGCCAUAAAAGGGCACAAAUUUGAAAUAAUUCUGACCAAUCGUAGGGAGAUAUUUGUAGGUCACGUGGCCGCUGUGAACGUGACCAUAAAAGGAAACAAAUUUGAAUAAUUGUGACCAAUCAUGGGACAUUGUUUGCAGGCCCCACGUGAGUCCAGUUCGACCAUAAAAGAAAACGAAUUUGAAUUGAAAACGACCAAUAACAGCGCGUUUUCUCCAUGUCUCGCGGCGUGCCUAGAAAGAUUGAACCUUUGCUGAACAACGAGCGCUUCUUGAUUGACACAGAAGAAAAGGCAACUGAGUACAAAAACAAACAAAUCAAAACAAAAGAUGGUUUCAAUUCUGGCCCUUGAAACCUCCAAUAUAAUGUGUUUUUAAUAGUGUAGCGAUUGUUAGAACAAUUCAAACUACUGAUAUUAGCAUGAUUUGACUGCCGCGCGCAGAAACCGAAAGAGCGCAUAACGAAUCAACGCUUUUCAAUUUUUUGAAUAACAUUUUGGAACAGUUUAAAUAAAAAAAGACAAUUAUUAUUCACAGCCAACGUUAGUAGUUACAAAUAAUUUUUUCACCCCCAAAUUGUUACUAACCGAGGCGAGCGGCGGGGGAAAGGGAGAAUAAAACAUGUUUUGAUUACCCGGUUUGAGAAAAAUGGACUAGACAAAAAUAGCUUAAAUUUAAAUGCUAGAUCAAAUAAGGCAAAUUUGAAUAAAUCUCGCUUCAAAUAUUUUUUCAAAAAAGACUUUACUUUAUGCCACUUUAAUUUGAUUUUUGCCAGGUGAACAAGAGAACAACUACGUGGUAUGUUGACCUGCACGAGGAGACUGUGAUUCAAUCCACGUUAGAAUGCAGUUCUCCUUUCGAGCAGAGUGCACCACAGAAAAUAGCCCCAGCCUCAAACAUCCAUUAUGAGGACUUUUCUAUUCUGUCUUUUAUGACGAAUAAAGAUCAUUACGAGUGGGUGGAGUUGUAUGCUAAAGAACAGUUGUUCUCAUCUGUGAAAUCUUGUCUGAACUAUAAAGGAUUUCAUGAAUAUGGAUUCCACUUAUUAUCACUCACUCCAAGGCCAAUGUUGGAGAUCAGAACUAAUGAUAAUAGACCCAUUCAUUCCCUUUCUUGGGGGAACUCCACGGCCUUGGAGUACUUUCUAAGGUAGGUACAGAGUUUGGGGAAGGGGGGCGGGGGGGGGGGGCUACUUUAGGAAUUUUUGGUGGGGAUGUGCCGCCGGGAUCCUGGAACCCUUAGCCUGUACCAAAGCUAGUUCGAGUGAAUUUUGCUACCCUAUACUGGAUUAAAGUCCCCAAAUCCCCCCUAUCCUAGAGUUGCUGUUUUUCAAAAACUACUGAGGUCACUACAACAAUCCAGUGUUAAAACAAAACCGAUUUGAAGUUUUUAUAUUUUUGAGUGGCAAUUCCCGGUUUCCCUAGUCUACACUCAAAUCUUGACCAGCCGAUCAGUUUCCUGGAAAAUGAUACGCUCUUCUAGACCCAAACUCUCUGAUUUGUAUCCCUGUCCCUUAAACUGCUUGAAAACCAUACGCUUCACAGCGGCACAUACCUAUAUAGCCUAUAUGUGGCAGUACCCGCCCCCCCCCCCUCCCGGGGUACUGAGGAGAUUCACCCAACCUCGUCCCCACCAUACAUUUACGGUCUUUAUCAAAAAGUUCACCGAAGGGAUGACAGAAUGAGCCUCAGCUGGGAACUUCUUAGUAUUCAAAUGUUUUCAGCUGGUUUUUUAGAAGGAAAACGGGAGUUCCGUAGCUUAGAAUACGCAUCAAAGCAAUGGGAUAUUCUAUCUAAGUUCAAAAUUUCAAAGACAAUUCUCCAGAAUUGGCCGUUUUGUAGAACGAAAUUAAAAUUGAAAGAUACACCUCGCUGUCUUGAAUAAAACACGCUAAACAGGUUUCUAAGGAGGUCUCUUAACGCUGACUUUUUCUUAAUUAUCACCAUACAGAACUAUUCCCAAAGAAAUUGAAACAAAGGUUGGGUGUGACCCCUUUGUAAUCGUAAUCGAAGAUAUUGAUAACGAGGCAGGCUGCAGCAGAAUGUGUGCUAGCCUGACUGAGAAGCUCUGCCAAAGGCUGCAGAUGAGGUAA